UGAGGUCCUCCAGGAAUGUGGUUGAGAACCACUGGGUUAUGGCACCUGCAGCCUCCACAGAGCCUCUGGUGAGCAGGGCUUCCCCCACAGACACAGACAAUGGCAUCUUUUGAGUGCACAAGAUGAGCACUAGGACCCAGAGAGCGGUGCAUUUUCUUCCAGGGGUUGCCUAAGCCUGAGCGCACACCCCUGCUCAGGCAAACUGAGAGAGGAAAAGAGAGAGGGAGAGACUAGAGGAACGCAGCUCUGUUGUUGUGGUCACUCCAAGAACCCUGCGCGGCGCAGAAAUGGAGGGACUGAAGUGCAGGAACUGACCCGCUGCCAUCGGGAGGACAGGAAUACAUGUGGAAGGGCUUCUUCAGAGUGGAUCGGGAUUAAAAGGAGCCGAGGGCUGCAUGGGUCCAGUGGUCAUGCCCCCAGGGAAGAAGGCCGAGGGCCCCAGCAGUGGGAGCGUGGCGCGGGGUCUGAGUCAGCUCUACCAGGACACCGAGGCAGCUGACCUCUCUCUGGCCCUGUCUGCCUCCCUCAGCCGGGCCGAGGACGAGGAGCUGACCAGCCUCAGCUGGCUGCACGAGAGCACGGAUCUUCUGACCAGCCUGGGCCACUCAGGUCUGCGAAGCGUCAGCCCCCUGCAGGAUGCUAACGGUAGCCGUGAGCCCUCCUCCUCGCCGUCGUCCUCCCCUGAGCCCAGCGAGCCACCCUACCACCUGUCCACGGGGCCCAGCCGCAAACCUCCCUACUCCUUCAGCUGCCUCAUCUUCAUGGCAAUAGAGGACGCUCCCUCCAAGCGACUUCCUGUCAAAGACAUCUACGGCUGGAUACUGGAGCACUUCCCCUACUUCGCUAGCGCCCCCACUGGCUGGAAGAAUUCAGUGCGUCAUAAUCUGUCGCUAAACAAAUGCUUCAAAAAGGUGGAUAAGGAUCGCAGUCAGAGUAUAGGAAAGGGUUCACUCUGGUCUAUUGAUCCUGACUACAGACACAAUCUGAUUCAGGCGCUAAAGAAGACUCCAUAUCAUCCGUAUUCCCCUCGGCUUCCAAAACCUUCUACCUCCCCAUCUGCCUCUCCUCAGCAAUACCACAGUCCUCCACUAUGGCCAGGAAGUCCACUCUUCAGAAAGAACGGUGGAGUGCUCUUACAAGUUCCACAGAGAGUGAUACAGCAUGGCUCACGUGUUGCCGCUCAGGGGCUCUUUCCAGUUAUCAGACCCCUUCCUUUGAGUCCUGUGAGCAAGAGGACUACAGCCGUGAGAUCAGCCCUGGGCGAUUAUCUGACACGGGGUAAAAACAGCCUGCGCAGUGACUCUCCUCCACCCAGCGAUGAUCAACAGGAGGACCACACAUACAGCAGCUCGCAGUCCCUAAAUACAAAGGGGGACAUUUCUUCCUCCCUCUCCUCCUGCUCCACUCAGGGUUCCCUCUCUGCCUUCAGCCCCGGUCAGGAGGUGACGCACACUGAGGUCAAGGAGGAGCAAAAAGACUUUCCGCUGGACGCCACACCACCUCCUUCCCAGCUGCUCCAGCACAGAAGACUGCUGUGGACCAAAGGUCACCUGCGGACCCCCGCCGACACGCUUCCCCUGAAGAAGAGACGGGCCGAAAAGCUCCUGGUUAAAGAGGAGGAAGACGAGGAGAUGAAGGAGGCGGCGGGGUCGUUGCUUCACCUGGCUGGCAUGCGCACCAGUGUGAAUAAAAACGCUCAGCGUACGUGUAAAAAAGAGGUGAAAGAGGAAGCCAAUGAUUAGCAAUGAACGAAAAUCCCGUUAACACAGAUCUAAAUACUUCUGUUCCAGGAUAUCAGGUGAAUUCUAGUCAGUUGUUGCAAUAUCAAUAAAAUCACUGUUGUCCCUUGUUAAAUUUGAUUUCCCGGGUGAAAGAUUCUCAUGUUCAUGUUGUUUUGUGUGUGUGUGCGUGCGUGCGCGAAAGUGUGCGUGUAUGUGUGUGUGAAGAGGGAAAAAAGCCAUAGUAAAAUUUGGGUCAUUUGAGCAUGUAAAAAUGUAUUAAUGUUUCUUUCUUUUAAUUCAUCAAGCCUACCGAACAAUUUAAAAGAAUUAUGUUGUAGCAAUCCUUCUAGUUCACAUCAGAAAGCUGAACGGAGAGAUUUUAUAUGCUGCUCUCAAGUGUGCCAAAGAUAUGAUACCUGUUGAUGAAAGUGCAGCUAAUCCAUGCACACUUAGUAACACCAAUAAUAGUUAUAAAAAUAGUGAUACCAACCUAUAUUACAAAAACAUCAGAUGAGGAUCUGGGUCAGUGACAUGAUGCUCUGUUGUCUUGGUCUGGAUUUAUUCAAAAAUAAAUUAAAAAUGCAAUUCAUAUAUACACUGAGUUGAAUGCACCUCUUCUAGGAUGGGCAUGUUUUUAAUUUCUGAAUUCAUUUCGAUAAAAAAAUUGAAAAUGUCAUUGAUACAACUGUCCUCAUUGCAGUUGUAAUUUUAUUAUGUCUUUUAAAAAGUAAUAACUUUUCAUUAUUUGAUAUAAUAUUUUAACAAAACUGCUAAAUCAAAUUGCCAAUAAAUAACAUUUCAAAAAAAUCUAUCAUUGAGAGGAUCCCUGUAGACCUUUAUGUGUGUCGGUAAGUCUCUUAAAAUAUCAGAUCAUUUGAAACUAUAUGACAUUAGGAACACUUUUUAACUUGAAAAAUGUAUUUAAUUUUUAUGAUUAAGAUGCGUGCACACCACAUGUAUUUAAGGUGUAAAGAAAAUAUAUUCUUUUUAGUAAUUAUUGGUUACACCACAUAACCUUUUAGAGUCAUUAAAUUGAAAUGGUGUAAACAAAUACAAAAAGUACUUAGCACGUUUUUUUUAUAUGUCAUCGACCCAUUUAUUUAUUAAGCAGCAAAUGCUUCGUUUAAAAUGGCCUGUGUCCAGUGGAUAACAAACGUAAAGGUCGAAUGCAACAUGCCAGUUCUCUCUUAGAUGCCUGGUGUUUAAAACAUGUCUUAUUUGAAGCACACUAAAACUAAUCUUGUAUGAAGCAAUGCGUCACAAAUGCCUAUUGUGUUGCCAAAAUAUUGGUGUUUUUUUUUAUGCUCAUUUGUAUUAUUAUUAUUUUAAUCUUCAUCACAAUCCAAGCAAUUUGUCCUGUCAGGAUAACACUGUAAAAAGAUACUCCCUUUUUUCCACAAAAGGCAGUUUUUGCCUGGUUUUCAGUUAUAUUGCAUGGGUGCUUGUACAUAAGAAAGAAGUAUUUCCUUUUCUAAAUGAAAGAUCAUGUAAGAUAUUUAGCAUGAGGCAUGGCUUAUUUUCUUACGAGAAAAACAGAGAGAGGCGUCUCUUAAAGCGUAGGUUUCUUUCUUUACUCCUUUUUUAAAAUUGUAUCUCUCUUCUGUGGCAGACAACUCUUCCAAAGGAGGAGACUUCACGAAAACCCAUUAAUGAACAGAUCUGCCUUGUAUUGAAUAUCAGGUGAAACUGAUUUUGCCUUUUUUGUGGUCCUCGGUUCGGUUUCGUGGUCCUUUUUCCAAUUCAUUGAUGUAAGUGUUCAAAUGUUGUUAAUAAUCAGUGUUGGAUGACCUAUCAAUCUGUACACCCUUUAAGGUUGUGCCUGCCUUUAGUUUGUGUGCUUGGAUGUCUGUUCUGUUCUUUUGUAAUGGUUCGAUACUCCGUCAUUUUCAUUGUGCAAUCUGAGCAU
This is a messenger RNA of Cyprinus carpio (common carp), 3627 nucleotides long. Its product is annotated as forkhead box protein N3-like. Gene Ontology annotation, molecular function: DNA-binding transcription factor activity; cis-regulatory region sequence-specific DNA binding. The record is from RefSeq and is a predicted model, not a curated record. Gene Ontology annotation, cellular component: nucleus. Gene Ontology annotation, biological process: regulation of DNA-templated transcription. Lineage: Eukaryota; Metazoa; Chordata; Actinopteri; Cypriniformes; Cyprinidae.